GGAGAGAAGGGAUUCAGACAAGGAGAUCCUCGUGGACUAUAACUUUAGAGAAAAAUGGAGCCAACAUAGCCAACAACCAAACGGACCUCAGGACGAUCCAAAGAGUGCCCAAAUGGCCACUUGAUUUCACAGGAUUUGCGGAUGAUAAAAGCAUCUGUUUUACAAAAUCCGGAUCAUUAAUGAAAUCACAACUAGAGCUAUCGACGCGUUUGGCAUCACUGCAGCACUUCUGGUGGCAGUGAAUCAUGCUGCCGCGACUUGGCUGCUCAGUGGGAGCAUCAUCAGCUUAGUGCCAGAGCAGUGUCUGGAUACAGUCAGGCCUGUGUGCGCUCAGACAUCCGCAGGCAAAGAGUAGCUCGUUAGCCCACACAGGAAAGGCAGAAUCAGAGGAACUAUGCUGCUACCUGACAGGCCUUUCACUUAAGAUAGAAAAAAUGGCCUUUGCUGGUGUGCUCAAUGACGCUGAAGUCAAGGCAGCCCUGGAUGGCUGCUCAGCUGCUGACUCCUUCAACUACAAGAGUUUCUUCAAGGCCUGCGGCCUGGCCAGCAAGUCCUCCGAUGAAGUCAAGAAGGCCUUCGCCAUCAUUGACCAGGACAACAGUGGCUUCAUUGAGGAGGAUGAGCUGAAGCUGUUCCUCCAGAACUUCGUUGCCAGCGCAAGAGCACUGACUGACAAGGAGACCAAGGCUUUCCUCGCCGCUGGAGACAGUGACGGUGAUGGCAAGAUCGGAGUCGAUGAGUUUGCUGCCCUUGUUAAGGCAUAAAUUUCAACUGACCAAGAUCUACUUCUUUUCAUGGAACUGCGAGCUCCUUUCAAGAUUCAGUAAUCAUCAGCUGAAAGAAUAUUUUUUAUACCUUAUUUAUGAGUUGCCUGCGGAUUAUUUCUCAACAUGGAACACAUAAUUUACUGCUAGUUUGAGAUGUGUUAUAUGUUCUGAAAAAUGACUUGUGCAAACUGUAAAACACCAUAUGCACUUUUGAGGAAGAGUGAAAAACCAGGAAUAAAUACUCUUUUGGUGUAAAGUCA
Notolabrus celidotus (New Zealand spotty) is the source of this 1027-nucleotide messenger RNA. Its product is annotated as parvalbumin beta-like. The transcript is spliced from 5 exons. Bases 435 to 764 code for a protein of 109 amino acids. Gene Ontology annotation, cellular component: nucleus; cytoplasm. Gene Ontology annotation, molecular function: calcium ion binding. NCBI's taxonomy places the organism in Eukaryota, Metazoa, Chordata, Actinopteri, Labriformes, Labridae. The record is from RefSeq and is a predicted model, not a curated record.